CCAAAGGAUCCUGGGCUGACACUCCCAGCAGGAUAGAUCCUGGGAAUCUGAUCUCCUGGCCUCCCCCACAUCCUCCCCCCGCCCCACACUUCCUGGAGCAGCGACCUGCCCCCUUCCCGCCUGCACUCCCCUCCACUUCCAGGGCCGGGCUUCUCCUCAAAGCAGCCAGACAGCCUCCCCUCCGCCCAGGGGAAGCCGCUGCCUCAGCCAGGCCACUUCCAGGAAGCCCCGGCCAGGCCCCAGCAUUGUUCAGGCCUCUCGGCCAGCACCCAGGCCAGCCAGACACCAUGAAGUCCAGCGGCCCCAUGGAGAGGCUGCUCAGAGCCCUGGGGAGGAGGGACAGCAGCCGGGCCACCAGCAGGCCUAGGAAAGCUGAGCCACAUAGCUUCCGGGAGAAGGUUUUCCGGAAGAAACCGCCGGUCUGUGCAGUGUGUAAGGUGACCAUCGAUGGGACAGGUGUCUCGUGCAGAGUCUGCAAGGUGGCAACACACAGAAAAUGUGAAGCAAAGGUGACUUCAUCCUGUCAGGCCUUGCCUCCGGCAGAGCUGCGGCGGAACACAGCCCCAGUAAGGCGCAUAGAGCACCUGGGAUCCACCAAGUCUCUGAACCACUCGAGGCAGCGCAGCACUCUGCCCAGGAGCUUCAGUCUGGACCCGCUCAUGGAGAGGCGCUGGGACUUGGAUCUCACCUACGUGACAGAGCGGAUCCUGGCCGCCGCCUUCCCCGCGCGGCCCGACGAGCAGCGACACCGGGGCCACUUGCGCGAGCUGGCUCACGUGCUGCAAUCCAAGCACCGCGACAAAUACCUGCUCUUCAACCUUUCAGAGAAAAGACAUGACCUGACUCGCCUAAAUCCCAAGGUCCAGGACUUUGGCUGGCCUGAGCUGCACGCCCCGCCCCUGGACAAGCUGUGCUCAGUCUGCAAGGCCAUGGAGACGUGGCUCAGUGCUGACCCACAGCACGUGGUAGUACUGUACUGCAAGGGGAGCAAGGGCAAGCUCGGGGUCAUCGUCUCUGCAUACAUGCACUACAGCAAGAUCUCCGCUGGGGCAGACCAGGCACUAGCUACACUUACCAUGCGAAAGUUCUGCGAGGACAAGGUGGCCGCGGAACUGCAACCCUCCCAGCGCCGAUAUAUCAACUACUUCAGUGGUCUGCUGUCCGGCUCCAUCAGAAUGAACAGCAGCCCUCUCUUCCUGCACUAUGUGCUCGUGCCCAUGCUGCCAGCCUUUGAACCCAGCAUAGGCUUCCAGCCCUUCCUCAAGAUCUACCAGUCUAUGCAGCUUGUCUACACAUCUGGAGUCUAUUGCAUUGCAGGCCCUGGUCCCCAGCAGCUUUGCAUCAGCCUGGAGCCAGCCCUCCUCCUCAAAGGCGACGUCAUGGUGACAUGCUAUCACAAGAGUGGCCGAGGCACUGACCGGACCCUCGUGUUCCGAGUCCAGUUUCACACAUGCACCAUCCAUGGACCACUGCUCACCUUCAGCAAGGACCAGCUGGAUGAGGCCUGGACGGAUGAGAGGUUCCCCUUCCAAGCCUCGGUGGAGUUUGUCUUCUCCUCCGGCCCCGAGAAGAUCAAAGGCAGCACCCCACGGAAUGACCCCUCUGUCUCUGUUGACUACAACACGGCAGAGCCCGCCGUCCGCUGGGACUCCUACGAGAACUUCAACCAGCACCACGAGGACAGUGUGGACGGCUCCCUGACCCACACCCGGGGUCCCCUGGAUGGCAGUCCCUAUGCUCAGGUGCAGCGGGCCCCCCGGCAGACCCCACUGGCACCCUCUCCAGAGCCACCUCCACCCCCCAUGCUCUCUGUCAGCAGUGACUCUGGCCAUUCAUCCACGCUGACCACAGAGCCUGCUGCCGAGUCCCCAGGCCGGCCACCCCCAACAGCUGCUGAGCAGCAGGAGCUGGAUCGUCUCUUGGGAGGCUGUGGAGUGGCCAGUGGAAGCCGGGGAGCUGGGCGUGAGACAGCCAUCCUAGACGACGAGGAGCAGGCCCCCUCGGGCGGAGGCCCCCAUCUCGGGAUGUAUUCAGGCCACAGGCCUGGCCUCAGCCGCCUCUGCUCCUGCCGCCAGGGCUAUCGGGAACCCUGCGGGGCCCCCAAUGGGGGCUACUACAGGCCGGAGGGAACCAUGGAGAGGCGGCGACUGGGCUAUGGGGGCUACGAGGGCCCCCCCCAGGGCUAUGCUGAGGCCUCUAUGGAGAAGAGGCGCCUCUGCCGGUCGCUGUCUGAGGGGCCGUACCCGUACCAGCCUGAGCUGGGCAAACCAGCCAAUGUGGACUUUGGCUACCGCUCCCCAGGCUACCGGGAGGUGGUGAUCCUGGAGGACCCUGGACUGCCUGCCUUAUGCCCAUGCCCGGCCUGUGAUGAGAAGCUGGCCUUGCCCACAGCAGCCCUCUAUGGGCUGCGGCUGGAGAGGGAGGCUGGAGAGGGGUGGGCGGGUGAGGCUGGCAAGCCUCUCUUGCACCCAGUACGGCCAGGGCACCCCCUGCCCCUGCUGGUGCCUGCCUGUGGGCAUCACCAUGCCCCGAUGCCUGACUACAGCUGCUUGAAGCCCCCCAAGGCAGGCGAGGAGGGGCAUGAGAACUGCUCCUACACCCUGUGCCCAGAAGGCAGGUAUGCACAUCCAGGGUACCCUGCCCUGGUGGCAUAUGGCUGUGGAGGAGCAGUUCCCAGUUACUGCCCAGCAUAUGGCCGGGUGCCUCGCAACUGUGGGUCUCCAGACGAGGGCAGAGGGUAUCCUACCCCUGGUGCCCACUCCCCACGGGCUGGCUCCAUUUCCCCGGGAAGCCCAUCCUACCCACAAUCCAGGAAGCUGAGCUACGAGAUCCCUGCAGAGGAGGGAGGGGACAGGUAUCCCCUGCCCGGGCACUUGGCCCCAGCUGGCCCUUUGGCAUCUGCAGAGUCCCCUGAGCCAGUCUCCUGGAGGGAGGGCCCCAGUGGGCAUAGCACACUACCUCGGUCUCCCCGAGAUGCCCAGUGCAGUGCCCCCUCAGAGUUGUCUGCUCCCUCCACACCGUUGCACACCAGCAGCCCAGUCCAGGGCAAGGAAAGCACCCAACGCCAGGACACCAGGUCCCCCACCUUGACACCCACUCAGAGACUGAGUCCUGGUGAGGCCUUACCCCCUGCAUCCCAGGAAGGCACUGAAAAGGCUCCUGAGCUGCCAGCAAGAAGUGGGCCUGAGUUUCCAGCCCCUGGCCCCUUCUCCCCGACCUCUCCUCCCAGUUCACCCAAUGACCGGCCUCAGGAAAGGAGCCCAGGGGGCCGUACAGACAGUGCCAGUCCACGGGGCCCAGUGCCUACCACACUGCCCGGCCUCCGCCAUGCACCCUGGCAGGGUCCUCAAGGCCCCCCAGACAGCCCGGAUGGGUCCCCCCUCACUCCUGUGCCUGCCCAGAUGCCCUGGCUUAUGGCCAGCCCAGAACCGCCUCAGAGUUCACCCACACCUGCCUUCCCAUUGGCUGCAUCCUAUGACACCAAUGGCCCUGCCCAGCCCCCACUUCCUGAGAAACGCCAUCUGCUGGGGCCUGGGCAGCAGCCAGGGCCCUGGGGCCCAGAGCAGGCCUCACCACCAGCCAGAGGCACCAGUCACCAUGUCACCUUCGCACCUCUGCUCCCGGAUAAUGCCCCCCACCUCCCAGAGUCCUCUACACAAGACAGCCAAAGCAAUGUCAAGUUUGUCCAGGAUACAUCCAAGUUCUGGUACAAACCACACCUCUCCCGCGACCAAGCCAUCACCCUGCUAAAGGACAAGGAGCCUGGUGCCUUCUUGAUCAGGGACAGUCAUUCAUUCCAAGGGGCUUAUGGACUGGCCCUCAAGGUGGCUACGCCUCCACCCAGUGCCCAGCCCUGGAAAGGGGACCCCGUGGAACAGCUGGUCCGCCAUUUCCUCAUUGAGACUGGGCCUAAAGGGGUGAAGAUCAAGGGCUGUCCCAGUGAGCCCCACUUUGGUAGCCUGUCUGCCCUAGUCUCCCAACACUCCAUCUCCCCCAUCUCCCUGCCCUGCUGCCUGCGCAUUCCCAGUAAAGAUCCUCUGGAAGAGACCACUGAGUCUCCAGUGCCCGCCAACAUGAGCACGGCAGCAGACCUCCUACGUCAGGGUGCCGCAUGCAGUGUGCUCUACCUGACCUCAGUGGAGAUGGAGUCACUGACAGGCCCCCAAGCCGUGGCCCGGGCCAGCUCUGCAGCUCUGAGCUGCAGCCCCCGCCCUACGCCAGCUGUUGUCCACUUUAAGGUCUCAGCCCAGGGCAUUACGCUGACAGACAACCAAAGGAAGCUCUUCUUUCGCCGCCAUUAUCCAGUGAACAGCAUCACCUUCUCCAGCACUGACCCUCAGGACCGGAGAUGGACCAACCCAGAUGGGACCACCUCCAGGAUCUUUGGUUUCGUGGCCAAGAAGCCUGGGAGCCCCUGGGAGAAUGUGUGUCACCUCUUCACAGAGCUUGACCCAGAUCAGCCUGCAGGUGCCAUUGUCACCUUCAUCACCAAAGUUCUACUGGGCCAGAGAAAGUGAAGGGAGGCCACAAGCUCAGAGCCCACAUCAACACUGCAUCCCCUCCUGGCACCCCACAGCCCUCACUUCCUCCUGGGUACCCAGGAGACCCAGCAGCCAGCCCCAUCCCUUAGGAAUGGGGAGCGGGCAUCAGCCUGGCACACUGCUCUCCUUCCCAACCCCAGCCUGCUAAGCUAAGUGACAGGCCCAUAAGAUGACCUUGCACGUGAGUGGAUGGCAGAGGUGUGCAUGUGAGGGUAAGGAAGCAUUGGAAGUUGAGCCCUGGCAGAGAUCAGGACAGCUGAGAACAUCAGCCUUGGAGGGGAAACAGGCCCUGCCAGCUCCAUCCAGCUGCAGGUCCCAGCAUGGCAGGGAUAGGGGAGAGGGGUUGGGAGAAGUCACUCCCUCCUCAGCCUCCCUCUCUGAGCAGAGAGACCAGAGUGGAAUCACAUGAAGAGGGGGGAAAAAAGAGUCUAUUUUUGUCUAAUAAUAAAGAAUUUCUAUAAAUUUUA
This is a messenger RNA of Trichechus manatus latirostris (Florida manatee), 5008 nucleotides long. RefSeq names its product tensin 2 (gene TNS2). Gene Ontology annotation, biological process: peptidyl-tyrosine dephosphorylation. Gene Ontology annotation, cellular component: focal adhesion. Gene Ontology annotation, molecular function: protein binding; protein tyrosine phosphatase activity. The record is from RefSeq and is a predicted model, not a curated record. The coding region runs from base 288 to 4517 and encodes 1409 amino acids. NCBI's taxonomy places the organism in Eukaryota, Metazoa, Chordata, Mammalia, Sirenia, Trichechidae. The transcript has 29 exons.